This is a messenger RNA of Aspergillus alliaceus, 2765 nucleotides long. RefSeq names its product putative Kelch repeats protein. NCBI's taxonomy places the organism in Eukaryota, Fungi, Ascomycota, Eurotiomycetes, Eurotiales, Aspergillaceae. The transcript has 4 exons. The coding region runs from base 203 to 2227 and encodes 674 amino acids. Gene Ontology annotation, molecular function: protein binding. The record is from RefSeq and is a predicted model, not a curated record.
AUUUAAGCAACUGUCUACUAGCUAUAUGAACUAGUCUAUAUCGCACACUGUUACAUGUACUGUGUCCUCAGUGCUCAAUCUCUAUUGCUAAUAUUAUCAACCCCACACAUUGAAGAGGCCAUUGAAUUAGCCAUUCAUAUCCUGCCCGGUUGAGAGAGAAACAGAGGUAUAUACCGAAAGGGCUACAUAGCAGUCUAACAGUAUGGGCAAGAAAAACAAGAAGUCCGCCGAACACAAGGAACGUGUUGCAGCGAAGACAAGCAAGAAAGCGGCCCAAAAGGAAAAGAAGUCCAAGACCAAGAAGGGAAAGGACGCUGAUAGUGAUGUGGAAGAUGCGGAUCUGGAUUCUAUUCUAGCGCAAUACGCCGAAGAACAGGCUAGAUUCCUCAAGGUCACUGAAGUUGUUUCGGGACCGCCUUCUCCUCGGUCUUCUGCAACUGUGCUAGCAUCCCCUUCUAAUCGAAAUGAAUUAUUGGUCUUCGGUGGAGAGUUCUUUGACGGAAACCUAGCGACUUUCUUCAACAAUCUAUUUGUUUAUAAUAUUGACCGAAAUGAAUGGAAAGAGGUCACUAGUCCCAAUAGUCCAUUGCCUCGGAGUGGUCAUGCUUGGUGCCGUGGUGGGAAUACUGGCGGCGUGUACCUAUUUGGAGGCGAGUUCUCAUCGCCGAAACAGGGUACUUUCUAUCAUUACAAUGAUUUCUGGUACCUCGAUCCAUCGACGAGAGAAUGGGCUCGUCUUGAGACCAAGGGCAAGGGCCCUCCGGCCAGAAGUGGCCAUAGAAUGACUUACUACAAGAACUAUAUUAUUCUAUUUGGCGGGUUCCAAGACACCUCGCAGCAAACUAAAUACCUUCAAGAUUUGUGGAUAUACGACUGCUCAAAGUAUACCUGGUAUAAUCCCAUAUUACCUCCUGCAUCACAGAAGCCUGAUCCCCGCUCUUCUUUCUCUUUCCUUCCUCACGAAGCAGGUGCAGUCAUCUUAGGUGGGUAUUCCCGUGUAAAAGCCACAACUGGUGUAGGAGGGAAACCAUUGAAAGGUGGACCUCAGCGUAUGACCAUGAAACCUAUGGUCCACCAGGACACUUGGCUUCUUCGUAUCACACCACCUGCUGCCGAUGCUCCCGCAACUGCGGCUCCCAUGAUUCGCUGGGAACGCCGAAAGAAGCCUGCGAAUGCCCCAAAUCCGCCUCGUGCAGGUGCUACCAUGGCGUACCACAAGGGUCGAGGCAUCAUGUUUGGUGGUGUCCAUGAUGUGGAGCUUAGUGAAGAGGGAAUUGACAGUGAAUUUUUCGAUACCUUGUACGCUUGGAAUACUGAUAGGAACCGUUUUUUCCCACUCAGCCUCCGACGCCCAAGAGCAGCAGGCAAAAAGCAGGCAAAUAUGGCUGUUAAAUAUCGAGACCGGGGCAAAGCCGAUGAGGAGGAGCUGCUACAGAACCUCAGGGCUCUGGAAGCAAAGAGGGGCAUCCGCAGCCAGGACGAUGACGAUGAGAUGGAACUUCGCACUCCCAAAGUCGAAGAUGAACCUGCUGAGCCAGAGAAACCUUCCAUUGUCCGCUUCGAAAUGCCUCACAUGCGGUUCAACGCGCAACUAACGGUGCAAGAUGACACUCUAUUCAUAUUUGGUGGAACCUAUGAGAAAGGUGAUCGAGAGUUCACGUUCAAUGACAUGUACUCUAUCGAUCUAGUCAAACUUGAUGGCGUCAAGGAGAUCUUUUACAACGAACCAGAGAACUGGCAUCUCCUCAACGAGGAGGAGGAAAGCGACGAUGAAAUGGAUGAUGACGAAGAUUAUGAGGAGGAAGGAGAAUACGAAGAUGAUGCAAUGUCACUGGAUAUUACUGCCUCUCCCGCUCCAACAGAGAUAACGGUGCCGUCCGUGACCCAAGAAAUGGAGCAGCUCGACAUGGAAGAGCCGGAGGGAGAGCCAUCUGUACAGGACAGUAGGCCUCUUCCUCGACCUUUUGAGAGCUUGCGUGAUUUCUUCAGCCGUACUUCUGAGGAAUGGCAAAUGAUCUUACUUGAGACAUACAAAUUGAAGGGUUUGGAGCCUGAGAAAAAUAUCAAAGAACUGCGCAAGGAUGCGUUUAACAUUGCCGAGGAGAAGUGGUGGGACAGCAGAGAAGAAGUUAUGGCUCUCGAAGACGAACAAGAGGAGGCUGGAAUCGGCGAGGUUGUUAGCCUUGCUGAGCGAGAUAAUGCUGGCGGUGCUGGGCGACGUCGGUGAUGGUAAAAGAAAAAAAAAAUUUGCCAUGAAAAAUUUAGGAGCGUGUAUAUUCAAAAACUAUUCGUAGUUAAACACAUGGUACCUUAAGAAUGACUAGUGUCUACAUUCGAUCAAGUGCCAGUAACAUUUGAAUAGUAGAUUCUCGCUAUCAGUUUAGAACCUUUCAACAACGCUCUUCAGCACAUUUGUCACGACUUCAAUAUCUCUGUUUUCAUCGACUCUCCAAUUGGAGAUGGCAAUCCGACAAGCCGGUCGCCCUUGCCAUGAGGUUCCAGAAACAAAUAUCUUAGAUGUCUCGUUUAUCUUUGAUGCAAGAACUUUAUUCAAGUCGUCUUGUUUCGCACUAAACAGGACAGUCAUGAAAGUUUGGUCCAUUAACUCCUCCUUACUAGUGGCCUCUGGCAAGACAUUGUAUUCCGAAUGAUCAAAUAGCCAUCCUGAAAUCAACCUAGCCAACCGAAUCUGUUUCUUGAGCAUAGCCUGAUACCCAGUUCUGCCGUAGGCAACAAGAGAAGCAUAGACAGGGAGCGCCCUGAAA